CUAAUAUUGGGAGAAAAGAGAAAGCCGGGUCACACACAACAGAACACGAGGGCAAAAAAACGUCCAUGAUUCGUUCCCGCUCAAUUCCCAGAGUCACCCGCCGACUCCAUUGUUGCUUCCACCGCCACUGCUUCCGCUCCUCCACCACCGCCCCCCGACGAUGGAUUCCCGGGUCAUCGGAUUCAUUCGACCCGGACAAGCACGAACUUACGGAGCGAAUCUGCCGCAUUUUAAUACUCGAACGCUUCACUGCCCUCCACAGCCUCUCUUUCCAUUUCUCCGACGACCUCCUUGAUGCUGUCCUUCGGAAACUUAAGCUUCACCCAAAAGCCUCUCUUCAUUUCUUCAGUUUAGCUUCCAAGCAGAAAAGAAAGGGUUGGUGAAAAAUGCAUUGCACGUGUUUGAUAAUAUGCCCAAGCUGGGAUGUUUUCCAAGCAUGCUUUCUUGCAAUAGUUUGUUGAGUAGUUUGGUGAAAACUCGAGACUUUCAGUCUGUUUUUUGUGUUUAUGAUCAGAUGAUGAGAAUGGGGAUCAUCCCAGAUGUAUAUACUUGUAGUAUAAUGGUGAACGCAUACUGUAAAGAUGGUAAGGUUAGUAAAGCGGCUGAGUUUGCUGAUGAAAUGGAAAGCAAGAUGGGCUUGGAGUUGAAUCUAGUUACUUAUCAUUGUUUGAUCAAUGGGUACAUUGAGAAAGGGGAGAUGGAGAAGGUAGAAGAAGUGUUGAGCGGAAUGAAUAAACGUUGCAUUUUGAAGAAUGUGGUUACAUACACAUUGCUAAUCAAGGGUUACUGCAAGCAAGGGAAACUGAAGGAAGCGGAGAAGUUAUUCCGAGAGAUGAAGGAUGAUCCUCGGGACUCAAUUGUUCUGGAUGAACGGGCAUUUAGUGUUUUAAUUGAUGGGUUUUGUCAAAUUGGAAAAUUGGAUGAUGCUAUUCGGAUCAAGAAUGAAAUGUUGGGUUUGGGAUUGAGGAUGAACAUGUUUAUUUGCAAUUCUAUCAUAAAAGGGUAUUGUGAACUUGGUCAGCUUAUUGAACUUGAGCAAUUUAUAGACAGUAUGAGUAGGUCAAAUUUAAAGCCUGAUUCUUUUACUUAUACCAUUCUACUAAAUGCCUAUUGCCAGUCAGGUCAAAUACAAAAGGCGCUCACAUUCUGUGAUAUGAUGGUACAAGAUGGCAUAGAACCUACUGUUGUAACCUACAAUGUUCUUUUGAAAGGAUUGGGUCAAACUGGAGCCUUUGACGAUGCUUUGCAUCUAUGGGUUAUAAUGCUUAAAAGAGGUGUAACCCCUAAUGAGAUAGGAUAUGGGACUCUUUUGGAUUGUCUUUUCAAGAAGGAAAAACCUGAAAAGGCUUUGGCAUUGUGGAAACAUGUUUUAGCAAAAGGUUUCUGCAGAAGUACAGUUCUGUUCAAUAUCAUGAUCAGUGGACUGUGUAAGAUGGGGGAUCUUGUUGGAGCUGAGCAGGUGUUUAGCAAGAUGACAGAACUAGGAUGUUCACCUGAUGAAGUAACUUAUAGGACCUUAAUCGAUGGUUAUGCUAAAAUUGGAUAUAUCGAAAAAGCUUUUCAAUUUAAAGAUGUGAUGGAAAAGGAAGGAAUCAGUGCUACCAUUGAAAUGUACAAUUCCAUCAUAUGUGGGUUGUUUAAGGGACAUAAAUCUGGGCAAGUAGCAGAUGUACUCUUUGAGAUGCAGCAAAGAGGAUUAGAGCCAAAUGUUGUUACGUAUGGGACCCUGAUUGCUGGCUGGUUUAAAGAGCAAAAGCUGAAGAUAGCUUUGGAUGUAUAUUUUGAGAUGAGAAAAAAUGAAAUAGCUCCAAACACUGUAAUUUGUACCACAAUUAUUAGUGGACUAUACAGGCUUGGUAAAAGAGUUGAUGCUAAUAUGCUACUGCUGGAUAUGAUGGAAUUGGAUAUUUCUCCAAGUCUCAAACAUUUGUUUGAUCAUGUGAACUCUGCUGAAGGACCACUAGAUGCACAGAGAAUCAUAAACUCUAUUGGCAAAAGCACCGGCAGUUCCCUUACUCCGAACAAUAUUCUUUAUAACGUAGCUAUUGCUGGCUUAUGUAAAUUUGGCAGGGUAGAUGAUGCUACUGCAUUAAUAGCAGAUUUGUCAUCCAGAGGUUUUGUUCCUGAUGUGUUCACAUACAGUUCUUUGAUACAUGGUGCAGCGGUAUCUGGUGAUGUGAAUAGAGCAUUUGAUUUACGAGAUGAGAUGCUCCAGAAGGGUCUUCUCCCUAAUAUUACUACAUAUAAUGCUCUUAUAAAUGGGCUCUGUAAAUCUGGAAACCUUGAACGAGCCAUGAGACUCUUUUACAAAAUUCGCUUGAAGGGUCCAGCUCCGAAUCUUAUCACGUAUAAUACUUUGAUCGCUGGUCAUUGUAAAGCUGGGAAUAUUUCCCAAGCCUUAAAACUUAAAGAUAUAAUGACAGAAGAUGGGAUUACUCUUUCAGAGAUCACCUACUCUACUUUGAUCUAUGCUCUUCAAAAACAAGGUGAUGAAGAAAAGUCUGCAAAGCUCCUAGAUCAGAUGUUGAAGGCAGGUAUGGGGUCGAAUUCCGGCAGACAUGACAGAUUGGUCCAAGCAACAGUUGCUUCAUGUGGAUAGAGUUGGAUGAAAAUGCAGUUCAAUGUCUGCCACAUUAUGCUCCUGCAGGGAAGCAACUGAGCUGGAAACCUGCUCUUGCUCUUCAGUUUUGGUGGAUAAGUGUCAAACCCAUUAAUCACUGAUUGCCGCCAUAAGGUCAUGAACUUCGGCUGCAUGUCUCGCCAGUAUCUGAGUUUGUCAGGUAAUUUGAUCCAUUCAACUUAUUCACUGUUGGGUAAACUUUUUCUGCUUUCUUGCUGCACUUGCUUUUCUGAACCUAUAUAAUGUUUUCUUGGUUUUACCGAAAAUUUUUCAUAACGUACUUUUAUGGGGGGUCUUCCUUUGUUCAAGCUCACCCUUUCUAGUUAAUAUGGAAUUCCAUGUCAUGUUUCUCGUUUCCCUUGAAACAAGAGAUGGAGUAGCGCAUUUCUUUAAGCUGUACCGAGUCAUUAACUUCAGUUUUGUAGCUGCUAACAUGCCUUUCUGAUUCUUGAUAUCAAUUCAGCUGUUAACCUUGCAACUGAUAAUACAGCUUGUUGGGAGUGGCAAGCUUUGGCUUUGCCAACAAAGAUUGCAUAUGAUGUAACUGGGAAGCACAACGUCUUGUUGGGAGUGGGAUUAAUUGGCUGUUAUCCAUGUUCAUGGACGUUGGCUAUUGUUUUGCGACACAGGAAGUAUGUAGUAGCUUUAGAUAACGUGGAAAAAGUGAUUUGGGACUCCAGUUUUGUAAUACAAAUUGAUGAUGGCGAGUCCAACCCUAUGAACGGAAAAUUUCAAGGAUUUUUGACACUGUUAUCUUUUUGCGUUAUGCAAUUGCACAGAAGGUUUAAACUCCCUCCGUCCAAUUUUUUUUUUUUUUUUUUUUGAAAUCUUGAAAAAAAGUCUACAUUUCAAAUAGAAAUAUGUAUGAUGAAUAAUAUUCCCUCCGUGCCAU
This is a messenger RNA of Oldenlandia corymbosa var. corymbosa, 3512 nucleotides long. NCBI's taxonomy places the organism in Eukaryota, Viridiplantae, Streptophyta, Magnoliopsida, Gentianales, Rubiaceae. The record is from the annotation of a GenBank genome assembly.